UGGGGUGAAUGGCGGUGGCGGAGCGGGGCGCUAUUGCAUCUCUUUUAAAAGACAUUGACUCUUAACAGCUAGGAGUAGCUAACAGUUACCAGAGCUGGUAGCAGGCAGUUAGCCAGUUAGCUAACCAAGCUGCCAACUUGCUAAUGUGCUAACUGGGAAGGCUCCGGCUGAUUGAACAACUUUCCUGUCAAAAGUUAGUACAUCACAAAUAAGCCAAACAGACUCUGAAGACAACUAUGGCUGAAAACCUGCUGGAUGUUGGACCUCCCAGCUCCAAGCGACCGAAACUGAAUUCACCUGCCCUAUCAGCGUCUGAUGGACAAGAUCUGGGGUCUUUGCCCUGGGAUGAUUUGGAAAAUGAUCUUCCAGAUGAUUUGCUCCCUAAUGGAGGAGAGUUGAGCCAGUUAAGUGGGUUGCCUUCUAAUGGUGGAGGAACACCUGGAGGUGGUGGACCCGGUGGUGCCGGAGGAGGUCUUGGUGGGGGUACCUCUGUUGUUCCAGAUGCAGCCGCCAAACAUAAGCAGCUCUCGGAGCUUCUUCGAGCUGGUAGCACCUCCAGCAUUACAAGCAUGGGGCUCAACUCAGCAAGCCCUCAGCCUGGUGGCAUGGGCCCUCAACUUGGGACACCCCUGCGCAAGAGCCCCCUUGGUCAGGGUUCUCCUAACAGCCACUCGUCCCCUCAGGGCCAAAAACCAGGAACACCAACCGGAGUAGUAGGACCGAACACUUCAGCUAUGGGUUUGAGCUCAACAGGAUUCAACCAAGCUAUGAUAAAUAACAGCCCCGGGCAUGCAGGACUGCUAGGUCAAGGGGGGCAGCCUCAGCCCGGGCAGGUGAUGAACGGUGGUCUUGUACCCAGCGCCGGUAGGGGACGGGGUGCCGGUGUAGCAGGUAUGCAGUAUCAAGGACCGACAAUACCGGGAAGCGCACCUGGACCGGCAGGAUCUGGGAGUGCGUUGGUAGAGACACUUACCCAGGGAGGACAGCAGAUGGGAGCUCACACCACCCAGCAGGCAGGCAAUAUGAACAAGCAGCUCCAGCAACCACCGCAGCAGCAGGCAGGGAUGCUCCCGCUGGCCAGCAGCGGAGCUGUGGCGGUGCCUUCGGCGGGGCCAACAGCUGACCCCGAGAAGCGCAAGCUGAUCCAGCAGCAGCUGGUCCUGCUACUUCACGCACACAAGUGCCAGAGAAGAGAGCAGGCUAACGGGGAGGUGAGAGCCUGCGCCCUGCCCCACUGCCGCACUAUGAAGAACGUCCUCAACCACAUGACCCACUGCCAGGCGGGCAAAUCCUGCCAAGUGGCUCACUGUGCAUCGUCCAGACAGAUCAUCUCCCAUUGGAAAAACUGCACACGACAAGACUGUCCGGUCUGCCUCCCCUUGAAGAAUGCGAGCGACAAGCGAACCCAGCAGCCUCUGCUGAGUUCCCCAAACACAAGCCUCCAGAACCCUAUGUCCUCUGUUGGCCUGGGCCAGACCAGUGCACCCACUAUCAAUACCUCAGCCCCUAUAGACCCCAGCUCCAUGCAGAGAGCCUACGCAGCACUGGGUCUACCCUACAGCAGCCAGGCCGCUGGACAAGCUGCAGCUCAGCAGGCCCCAGGACAAACGACAGGAGCCCAAAACUCCCAGGCACAGCAACAACAGCUUCCUCAGCAAAUGAGACCCAUCAGCACCAUUGGUAACCAGAUGCCGCUUGGAGGUGGGACAAUGGGUGUGACUACUUCAGAACAGACAAACCUGCACACAGACUCCCUUUCCAACGCACUCAACACUAACAAUCAGCUGCUGGCAGACGCCUCGGCUGUGGGCCAGAUGGGAAGCCUGCCCACAGCAGCACCUCUCUCUUCCACAGGUGCCAGGAAGGCCUGGCAUGAGCACGUCACUCAGGACCUGCGCAAUCACCUCGUACACAAACUAGUACAAGCCAUAUUCCCUACCCCUGACCCGGCUGCUUUGAAGGACAGGCGAAUGGAAAAUCUGGUGGCCUAUGCCAGAAAAGUUGAGGGGGACAUGUAUGAAUCAGCUAACAGCCGGGAUGAGUAUUAUCACUUCUUGGCUGAGAAAAUUUACAAAAUCCAGAAGGAACUGGAAGAGAAAAGGCGUUCAAGACUCCAGAAGCACAUCAUCAACCAUGCACCUAUGACUACCCAGGGGACGCAGCAGCCUGGCCUUCCCCAGCCUAAUGCCUUGGGCCCGAGGCCACAGAAUGGACCUGUUUCUCUCCCGAACAUGCCAAAUCAGAUCAUGAAUCGCAUGCAGGUUCCUCAAGGUAUGAGCCAGUUCAACCACAUGACUCUGUCCAAUGCCCAGACGUCCAUGGGACCCCGAGCAGCUUCUCCUAUGUCCCACCCGCAGCAAAUGAACAUAAGCUCUGUCCCGGCGGUGGGGAUGUCGCCCUCCAGGAUGCCCCAGGCGCAGGGCAUGAUGCCUGGACACAGCAACAUGGUCGGCCAGACGCCCAGUCAGGGCCAGUUCCUGCCUCAGACCCAGUUCACACCUGGAUCUGGUGCAGUUUCUGUGUCCAGUGCCAUGAAUGUCACUGUGGGUCCUGGCAUGGGCCAGCCACAGGCGCAGGCUCCUGUCACCCAGCAGCAGCAACAGAACGCUAACCUCCCCAUGAAUGCUCUGGGGCCCCCACUGGGCCCUCAGCUAGCCUCCUCCCAAACCCCCUUGCACUCCAAGCCUCCACCCACUGCUUCCUCUGCCUCCACGGCUGGCGUGGCCACUAACCUGCCGCAUCCCCAGUCCUCCAGCCGCAGCUCCACCCCCACCCUCCCCGGCCCCGUCCCGGUCCUGUCCCAGGGGGCCACCCCACCCUGCCCCUCUCAGCCCCAACCCCAGACGGAGCUACCUGCAGCGGCACAGACGCAGCCCCUGCCUCAGCCCCCCACCACGCCGCUGUCUCAGCCAGGGGCCAGUUUGGAAAGCAGAGUACCCACCCCUGCCUCCGCCGCCAGCGCUGACCUGCACUCGCAGCACGUUGCAGCUGACCUGCCUGCCCAGGAGGUCAAAGCAGAAACACAAAUUGACCAGCAGGAGUUUGAAGCUGCUGGUGGGAAAACUGAACCCAAGACAGAGACUGAGAACGACUCGGCUGCGGUGAAGAAGGAGGAGCCGGAGGAAAAGCCAGAGCCAAUGGAGGUGGAGGAGAAAAAGCCAGAAAUGAAGACGGAACCCAAAGAAGAGGAGGAGAAUGGACCUAAUGGCACAAGCUCCUCGUCUCCCUCCCAGUCACGGCGGAAAAUAUUCAAGCCUGAGGAGUUGCGGCAGGCUCUGAUGCCGACUCUGGAGUCUCUUUAUAGGCAGGACCCGGAAUCGUUGCCGUUCAGACAGCCUGUAGAUCCCAUGCUCCUCGGUAUCCCGGACUACUUUGAUAUAGUUAAGAACCCCAUAGAUCUGUCUACAAUAAAGCGUAAGCUUGACACUGGACAGUACCAAGAGCCCUGGCAGUAUGUGGAUGAUGUGUGGCUGAUGUUCAACAACGCCUGGCUUUACAACCGCAAGACGUCCCGUGUCUACAAGUACUGCUCUAAGCUGGCGGAGGUUUUCGAGUCCGAGAUUGAUCCGGUCAUGCAGGGUCUGGGCUACUGCUGCGGGAGGAAGUUCGAGUUCUCCCCUCAAACUCUCUGUUGCUAUGGCAAGCAGCUCUGCACCAUACCUACUGGAGGCACUUACUACAGCUACCAAAACAGAUAUCAUUUCUGUGAAAAAUGCUUCAAUGAGAUCCAGGGAGACAGCGUGACGUUAGGAGAUGAUCCUGCACAGCCACAGACAAUGAUAUCAAAAGACCAGUUUGAACGCAAGAAGAAUGACGUUCUCGACCCUGAACCGUUUGUUGAAUGUAAAGACUGCGGACGCAAAAUGCACCAGAUCUGUGUUUUACACUACGAGGUUAUUUGGCCUUCUGGAUUCAUCUGUGACAACUGUUUGAAGAAAAGUGGAAAAUCCCGGAAGGAAAACAAGUUCACUGCUAAACGACUGCAGUCCACUCGACUGGGAAUGUACAUAGAGGAUCGUGUGAAUAAAUACUUGAAGAGACAGAACCAUCCGGAGGCCGGGGAAGUGUUCGUGCGAGUGGUAGCAAGCUCCGACAAAACAGUGGAAGUUAAACCCGGCAUGAAAGCCAGGUUUGUGGACACAGGGGAGAUGCCCGAUACCUUUCCUUACAGAACCAAAGCACUUUUUGCGUUUGAGGAGAUUGACGGUGUGGAUGUGUGCUUCUUCGGCAUGCAUGUGCAGGAGUAUGGCUCCGAAUGUCCAUUUCCUAACACUAGACGCGUCUACAUAUCAUACCUUGAUAGUAUUCACUUCUUCAGGCCUAGAAUCCUACGAACAGCAGUUUACCAUGAGAUUCUCAUAGGUUAUCUCGAGUAUGUGAAAAAACUCGGUUACACCCAGGGCCACAUCUGGGCCUGUCCACCCAGUGAAGGAGAUGACUACAUCUUCCACUGCCAUCCUCCUGAGCAGAAGAUUCCCAAACCUAAGAGACUGCAGGAGUGGUACAGGAAGAUGUUGGACAAGGCUUUUGCUGAGAGGAUCUUGCAUGACUACAAGGACAUCUUCAAACAGGCAACCGAGGACCGACUGACUAGCGCCAAUGAGCUGCCGUACUUUGAAGGUGACUUCUGGCCUAACGUGUUGGAGGAGAGCAUCAAGGAGCUGGAGCAGGAGGAAGAGGAGAGGAAGAAGGAGGAGACCACUGCUGCCACUGAAACUCCAGAGGGUACACCAAGUGACACCAAAAAUGCCAAGAAGAAGAACAACAAGAAGACGAAUAAAAACAAGAGCAGCGUGAGCCGAUCCAACAAGAAGAAGCCCGGGAUGCCGAAUGUAGCGAAUGAUCUGUCCCAGAAGUUGUACGCCACCAUGGAGAAGCACAAAGAGGUGUUCUUUGUGAUCCAUCUUCAUUCAGGGCCCAUGGCCAACACCCUUCCACCCAUUGUCGACCCUGACCCCCUGAUCUCCUGUGACCUGAUGGAUGGCCGUGAUGCCUUCCUAACCUUGGCGAGGGACAAACACUGGGAGUUCAGCUCCCUCAGGAGGUGCAAGUGGAGCACUAUGUGCAUGCUGGUGGAACUGCACAACCAGGGACAAGAUCGCUUCGUCUACACUUGUAAUGAGUGCAAACACCACGUGGAGACACGCUGGCACUGCACUGUUUGUGAGGACUUUGAUCUUUGCAUUAGUUGCUAUAACACGAAGGGCCACGAGCACCAGAUGGUGAAGUGGGGUCUUGGGCUGGAUGAUGACAAUAACAGCCAAAGUGGAGAAGCCUCUAAAAGUCCACAGGAGAGUAGGCGUUUAAGUAUUCAACGCUGCAUCCAGUCUUUGGUCCACGCUUGUCAGUGUCGCAAUGCCAACUGCUCACUUCCGUCCUGCCAGAAGAUGAAGAGAGUGGUGCAGCACACCAAGGGCUGCAAGCGCAAAACCAACGGAGGCUGCCCCGUGUGCAAGCAGCUCAUCGCUCUGUGUUGUUACCAUGCAAAGCAUUGUCAGGAGAACAAGUGUCCAGUCCCGUUCUGCCUGAAUAUCAAGCACAAGCUCCGCCAGCAACAGCUGCAGCACAGGCUCCAGCAGGCCCAGUUGAUGAGGAGAAGAAUGGCCACAAUGCAGGGCAGAACCAUGCCCCUACCGUCCCCGCCGGCCUCAGCUGCUCCCAGCACUCCCACUUCCCAUGCCCAGCCCAGCACUCCUCAGACACCUCAGCAACCGCUAUCCAACCAGCCACAGACCCCCAACUCAGCAGGUGUCAUGUCCCCCACCUUUCCCAGCGCGCCCCGUCCUGGACCGCCUCAAGCAAAUGUCUCCCAGGGUAAGACUGGGCCCCAGGCCUCCCCCCUACAUCAGCAGCAGUCCCCUCUCUCCCAGCCACCUCAGCAACGACAGCAGCAGGCUCCUCUCGCAGCAAUCAAGAUGGCACACCACAUAGAGAUGAUGGCACAGGCACAGCAAAACCAGCAGAACUACAGGGUCAACAUGAACGGCAUGCCUAUGAACCCCCAGCAGCCACAGCAGCGCAUGGCCGGACCAAUGCCUCAAACCAUGCAGAUGGUGCAAGGACCUCGUGGGCCUCAGGUCAUGCAACCUGCUCCAGGACAGUGGCCUGCAGCUGCAGGUCCCAUGCCGGCAGGUCAGAAUCCACAACCAGGCGUUGUUCCAAACCAGACCCCACAGCAGGCCAUGACCAUUCAGCGAGCCAUGUUGGCGCCUAGGCAACAAAAUCCACAGGGGCAGAGGAUGCUGAUACCCCAGCAACCAGGUACUCAGCCACAAACUCCCCAAAGAACAGGUACUAUACCCCCAAAUGCUCUUCAGGACCUUCUGCGGACUCUGAAGUCUCCAAGCUCACCUCAGCAGCAGCAGCAAGUCCUCAACAUCCUAAAGUCAAACCCUCAGCUAAUGGCAGCUUUCAUCAAACAGCGAACCGCCAAGUACCAUGCAAGCCAGCCACAGCAGCAGCAGGCUGGCCAGCAGCAACAGCAGCAGCAGCCCAGCAUGCCAACAAUGCAGAACAUGGCUAUGCCAGGAGGGCCGGUGCAGAGGGCUGCAAUGCCGCCUCAGCAGGCUCCUGUGCAGGGUAUGGCUCAGCUGGGUCAAGGGCAGCUGAUGAAUGCAGCACACAGCGCAAACCCACAGAUCCAGGAGCUCUACCGCCGGCAGCUGUUACGACAACAACAACAGCCGCAGCAGCAGCAAGCAGUGAUGCCACAGGGCCACCUUGGUCAGUUUCCUGCUCAACCGCAAGGAACACCUCCGAUGUACUCCCAUCUCCGCAUGCAGCAGCAACAACAGCAGAUAGCCAUGCAGGCAGGUGCUGGACCAGCUGGUGUAACUAUGGGUCAGCUUCCUCCAAUGGCUCAGAUGGCCCAGCCUGGAAUGGGAAUGGACUCCGCUCAGAACUUGUUGCAUCAACGACUACUUCAGCAGCAGCAGCAACAACAGGCACAGCUUCCCCAGCAGCAGCAGGCCGUCCUCAAGCAGCAGAUGGGCUCCCCGGCUCACCAAAGCCCCAUGAGCCCCCAGACCCACCUAUUGACUGGCCAGGCGCAGGGUGCAGCCCACCUCCCGAACCAGCCGGGAUUGGCCAACGCCCUCAGCAACCAGGUCCGGUCCCCCGCACCUGUCCAGUCCCCCUGCCCGCCCGCGCAGCCACAGUCGCAACCGCCACAUUCCAGUCCCUCACCGCAAGUCCAGAAUCAACCGCAUCCCUCCCCCCAACACCCGCCCCUGCCACACUCGGGUUCCCCCCACCCGGUACAGGGUGGCCCACUGCAGUCGCUGGACCAGGGACACCUGGGAGCGCCAGAGCAAAGCGCAAUGCUACCGCAGCUUAACACCCCCAACAGAGGAGCGCUGAACAAUGACUUGGGGUUAGUGGGAGAUGCUACAGGGGACACUCUGGAGAGAUUUGUAGAGGGAUUGUAGCAGCAUUUUUUAACUGGGAGCAAAAGAACUUUCUCUCCCAGUUCCCCCAUCCUCUCGCUCCUCACCAGUUUUCCUCUCAGACUCUUUACCCCCAUUAGAGGGCUUUGUUUGUUCUUUCUAAGAUUGAGAACGUUUUUUUUUUUUGUACUGACAUGUAAAAAGUUUCAGCAGUUUGUGGGGGGAAUAAAAAAAGAACUUGGUCAAGAAAAACUCGUCUGGGGAAUGUAAUAGUUUCAUAAACCCCAAACGUUGGGUUUUUCUUCAUUAAGAUGUUGAGGGAUUGGCAAGUUUCUUCUUAAAAUUAAAUCACAAAGAAUAUAUUUUUGUUUGAGACCAAAUGUGUUCAGUACUCAGUUUGUUUUCGUUUGUGGUAUGAUUUCAUGCCUUUUUCUUUCUUUUUUCUUUUUUUUUAAGAAACUGUACAAUUGCAUUAUACCAUAUCUUUAUUUUGUACCUUUUGGAGAAAAAAAAGUAAUGCGUUUUUGUGUUAAAACUGUAAAAUAUUUUGUCUGGGAAUCGGGACAGGUUUGUUUUCUCUUCACGAGCUGUCUUUCCUGGCAAUUGUAAUCUAGUAUUGUACCAUUACUGCAAGAUGAUACGUUCAGGGAUGGCAACUGCUCCCCUUGUUUUUUCUUUGUGUGUGUUUCUGAAGAGCACUCGGUUGUAUCAAAGUAGGAAGUGGCCUGCAGCAGGUUGUGUAUACGUUGGCAUGUAUGCAGGCGCACAUGAAGACACUGACCCUCAUAGUCACUAAUAGGAACACUGCUCCGAAUGGUUUUUACCCAGGACUGCAAACUUCAAUCUCAAUUUGGAAAAAUGUCUUCUGCUGGUGUAGAAAGUUGUUGGUUUGAUUUGAAAACGAAUUGUCUUACCAUUUUUUUGUUGUUGUUGUUGUUGUCACACAAAUGUAAAGUGUAAAGAGAGCGUGAGAAAGAGACCAGCCCCCUAAGCUGAAGUGGAAUGAUAACAGGUUGUUUGUAGAAAACGAUCUCAAAUGAUUCCCCAAAGCCUGAAGUUUUACACUAAAGUUGUGUUUUUUCAAGGGGUGAAGGGUGACAUUUGAGAUUCACCGUAAGGAUAACUAAUUGUCAUCAACCUUCAUUCCGCUCACAAACACUUGAAUUUGGGGGGGGAUUUACUUUUUCUCCUAUUGUAAAUCAAGCUAUUAAGCAAAAAUACUAUAAAUAUAAGGAAGAGAGAAUGAAAUCACUGUAUAAACUAGUAAAAGAUUCAUUUCUUACUUAUAUACCAUAUUGUUAAAUAAACUGUGUGCAACAGAAGAAGGUUAGUACUCUGUUGACUGAAUGAGGCAAUA
Molecule: messenger RNA, 8742 nt
Organism: Girardinichthys multiradiatus
Lineage: Eukaryota; Metazoa; Chordata; Actinopteri; Cyprinodontiformes; Goodeidae
Gene: crebbpa
Product: CREB binding protein a
Exons: 30
Coding region: 237-7427 (2396 amino acids)
Biological process (GO): positive regulation of transcription by RNA polymerase II
Cellular component (GO): histone acetyltransferase complex; nucleus; transcription regulator complex
Molecular function (GO): transcription coactivator activity; histone acetyltransferase activity; chromatin DNA binding
Source: RefSeq, a predicted model, not a curated record